Messenger RNA from Ctenopharyngodon idella (grass carp), 1421 nucleotides. It is a transcript of the gene lcmt1, whose product is annotated as leucine carboxyl methyltransferase 1. Gene Ontology annotation, molecular function: protein C-terminal leucine carboxyl O-methyltransferase activity. Gene Ontology annotation, biological process: C-terminal protein methylation. The transcript is spliced from 11 exons. Gene Ontology annotation, cellular component: cytosol. The record is from RefSeq and is a predicted model, not a curated record. Bases 297 to 1328 code for a protein of 343 amino acids. Lineage: Eukaryota; Metazoa; Chordata; Actinopteri; Cypriniformes; Xenocyprididae.
GGAAAGUUCCGUCAGCGGAAAUAGAUGUAAACAUGUGAUUGUCAACCGGAGCGCUUGGUGCAGUUAUGUUUGUGUUAUACCGCUGUGAAAACCAAUAUGCUUGUUUCAAAUAAAUGUGCUUGAAAAAUAUUUAAAGAAUCUGUUGAUAAUCUUGAAGUAUUGAAUCGGGCUGUUGUGUUUUUCGAAACCCGUUCAGUUUAGCUAACAUUUAGCAUUUGCGUUCAUAGGAAUGUAUGUGUUUAUUUCACGCAGUGUUUAGCAAUAAUUCUUACGUUGCUUCAAAUCUGUAAGUGUUCAUGGCAUCCAAACAGCCAUUUACAUAUUCUGACACUGCUGACGAAGCGGUCAGAGCAACUUGCGACGAUGCAUCGAUAUGCAAAAGGUUUGCUACCAGUAAAGGUUACUGGACUGACCUCUACGCCCAGUAUUUUGUGAGGCAAAUAGGUGAACGUAAAGCACCUGAGAUCAACAGAGGCUAUUAUGGUCGUGUCAAAGGGGUGAAUCUCCUUCUUGAUGCUUUUCUCGAGAAGACACAAUGUGACUGCCAGGUGGUGAAUCUUGGGGCAGGACUGGAUACCACUUUUUGGAGAUUAAAGGAUGAAAACAUUAUGCCGAAAAAGUUCUUUGAAGUUGACUUCCCAACGAUUGUUGCCAGAAAAAUACACCACAUCAAGACAAAACCUCCACUAUCGAAACCUUUGAUUGAGACCCACUCCACUGAUUCACUCCUUCUGGAUAGUCAUAGCCUGGACUCGGACAGAUAUUGUAUUAUUGGUGCUGAUCUAAGAGACCUCCCAACUUUAGAGGACAAACUAAAAAAGUUCCAGAUAAAUCCAGAGUUGCCCACUCUGUUUCUGUCUGAAUGUGUACUGGUGUACAUCACCCCUGAGCAGUCCUCCAAACUGGUGCACUGGGUUGCAGACACCUUCCCUACGGCCAUGUUCAUUAAUUACGAACAGGUGAACAUGAAUGAUCGCUUUGGGCACAUCAUGAUUGAGAAUCUGCAGAGACGGCAGUGCAAUCUGGCUGGGGUGGAUCUGUGUCAGUCUUUGGACUCUCAAAAAGAACGCUUUCUGUCGGCAGGCUGGGAAAGUGUAAAUGCGCUGGACAUGAUGAUGGUCUACAGCAUGCUUCCUCAGGAAGAUGUAGCUAGAAUUGAACGCCUGGAGUUCUUAGACGAAAAGGAACUUCUCCAACAGCUUCUACAACACUACUGCAUCUGCUGGGCCAUAAAAGAUAAGCUCAGUUUAGCGGACUUCUCUUUUCAGGCCUUUCACAAAUUGGGUUUUAAACAGCAAUGGGGACUUGGUUGUAAAAGUUUAAUUUGAAACAACAUGACCAAGAGUCAGAGGACAGGAAGGGGAAGUCAUUUAUAUCUUUAUUUCCAUUUUGGAGCGCAAUAAAAAUGAAGACUACUGGCA